AGCGGCGGAUGUCGGCCUGCCACCGCCGCGGCGGUGCCACCAGCGAGCGAAAAAAAGCGGCCGACGGCAAAGCGGGCAGCAGCCGCUGCUGUUUCCGGUGUGGUGCUCGUUUGCGUCGCCAUCCGUGUUUGGGAUGAACUUUGCGAUAAGGAAGGUAUCCAGCUGACUAGCGGAGCAUCACAGAAAGGCGAGACUUCCGGCCUCACCGGACGCGCCACGUCACUCUCGGUUUCUGGCCCCGAUGGGCUUGGAAUCCUCCUGUCCCUUUCCAUCCAGUAUACAAGUGCCUGCCAUCCCUGCGCCGUCGGCCGGGGUCUUGUGCGCACCGGCUGUUCGAUGAAUUGCCGUCAUGACGAUGAGGCUUCCUCGUGCUGGUCUCUUCGUCUUUGGGAUCCUUCUGUCAGCGUUCCGGAUGGCCCAUUCGUCAACAGACAAUAAUUUCUCCAAGGUCAGGGCGGUGAACUUGGGGGGCUGGCUGGUAGUGGAGGGGUGGAUCAAGCCCUCCUUGUUUGACGGCAUUCCGAACAGGGACAUGCUUGAUGGCACGCAGGUGCAGCUCAAGUCAGUGGGGCGUCAGAAAUACGUGAGCACGGGUGAUGGUGGUGGCGGCAACGUGACAGUGGAUCGGGAUGCCGCUUCUUCGUGGGAGACCUUCAAGCUGUGGAGAAUUUCAAUGAAUGAAUUUCAGUUCCGCUGCUUCAACGGUCAGUUCUUGACAGCAAGUGAUGGCGACGCCAUCUCAGCGACAGCAGAUUCACCAGGGGACUCGGAAACAUUUUACAUUGAGAGGAACAAUACACUGCUUCAUAUCAAGCUUUUAAAUGGGAGUUAUUUGCAGGUCACAGACAAUAAUCAGCUUACUUCAAAUUACCCUUCCCAACCAGGAUGGGAUGAUGACAUGGCAACAUUUGAUAUGACGAUUGUUGCCAAUAACUUGCAUGGAGACUACCAGCUUGCGAAUGGAUAUGGGCCUGAGCAGGCAAAGUCAGUCUUGACAGAACACCGGAAGAAGUUUGUGAGUGGAAGCGAUUUCUUAUUCAUCGCACAAAAUGGUAUAAAUGCAGUCAGGAUUCCAGUUGGAUGGUGGAUUGCAUAUGAUCCUGAUCCACCUGCUCCAUUUAUUGGUGGCUCCCUGAAUGCCCUCGAUAGAGCAUUCUAUUGGGCACAGAUUUAUGGCUUGAAGUGCAUCAUCGAUCUCCACGCGGCUCCUGGAUCUCAAAAUGGAAUGGAGCACAGUGCUAGCAGAGAUGGUUCAUUAGAUUGGCCUUCGGAAGCUAACAUACAGAAAACAUUAGAUGUCAUUAAUUUUCUUGCUCAAAGAUAUGCAGACAAUCCCUGUCUCCUAGGUAUCGAGCUUUUGAAUGAACCUUCUGCAGCUGGAGUCCCACUAGACACUCUAGUGUCAUAUUACAAAACAGGCUACCAGAUUGUACGAAGUUAUUCAGACACUGCUUAUGUUAUAUUCUGCCAGAGGAUUGGGAAUGCAGAUCCAAUGGAGCUUUACCAGGCUUACCUGGGUGCAACUAACACGGUUGUAGAUUUACAUUACUACAACCUCUUUGAUCCUUAUUUUGAGAAACUGAAUGCAACAGAGAACAUACAGUUCAUUUAUAAGAACAGACUGCCGCAAGUACAGUCCUUGAAUCGUGCAAAUGGACCUCUUGUUUUUAUUGGUACACUUAUGCUAAUUUAUUUACCCCCUGCGUUACAUUAUUCAGGAGAGUGGGUAAAUGAAUGGAAUGUGACGAAUGCUUCACAACUCCAAUAUCAGUUGUUUGGAAAUGCGCAAUUAGAGGUCUAUGGUGAAGCAUCCUUUGGUUGGUCUUAUUGGACAGUGAAGUGCAACAGUGUGCACUGGGACUAUGAAUGGAACAUAAGGAAUAGGUAUCUUAUUGAUGGUUCACCACUCAUAAGCCCAAACUACAUGUUGCUUGUGGCAGGAUGUCUCAUUUACCUUUUGCCUGUAUUGACAUGAUAGGAGAAACGUGCCUACACAAAAGGAAAAGAUAGUCCGAUAGCGCCUCGCUAAUUUUGAGUAAUUUAUUCGUUCAAAAAAGUCUAUGCAAAGAGAUGCUAAAUCUGUGUAGUCCAUUCGUUUCCUAAGUUAUCGGUAUUCUUUUUUUUUCUUUUCUUUUUUGCGAAGCACUUGAACAUCAGGAAAUCGAGGAAAUGCCGCCUUUGCUGAAAGAAGAAAGAAAGAAAAGAAGUUCCACUGACCCUGGACUCUUCCUGCUUAUCUGAAUGUAAAGGAAAACCACUCGCCAAUGAUGUAAAGCGUGGACAAAGAAAGUGAGAACGAGAUUCCACCGUGUCUGUAAGGGGAAAAUGAACCCGAAGUCUGAAUUAUCCCAUCCGCCUUCUGCAGAA
Setaria italica (foxtail millet) is the source of this 2367-nucleotide messenger RNA. Its product is annotated as glucan 1,3-beta-glucosidase A. Gene Ontology annotation, molecular function: actin filament binding; hydrolase activity, hydrolyzing O-glycosyl compounds. The record is from RefSeq and is a predicted model, not a curated record. Gene Ontology annotation, biological process: actin filament bundle assembly; carbohydrate metabolic process; establishment or maintenance of cell polarity. Bases 350 to 1975 code for a protein of 541 amino acids. The transcript has 10 exons. Gene Ontology annotation, cellular component: cytoplasm; actin cytoskeleton. Lineage: Eukaryota; Viridiplantae; Streptophyta; Magnoliopsida; Poales; Poaceae.